CUAAGCUCGCAGCGGAUCGCCCCCCUUCUUCGAACACGAUGAGUCGUCUAUCGCCCAUCGAAGCCUUCAGGGCUCAGAUCCUGCUGGAUGACGUGAGCAUCUGAUGAAUUAAUGGCUUGCUUCCACGUGCCGUCUCCCCUCCUGUCUGACUGACUGUCUGUCUGUCUAUCUGCAGUCGUUGGUGAAGCUGGAGUUCGUUGACUCCCUGGGCGCGAGCAGCCCACAGGCAGUGCAGACCGGGGCGGGCCAGCGGGACGAGCUGAGUGAAUUCAUGGGCGAUGAAAUCACCCGCAUCAUCAACGAGCAGCGAGAGCUGGAGCGGCAAUACGAAGAGCUCAUUCUGGAGAGGGGGCAGCUGAAGGGGCUGAUGAACAAGGCCCAGUUCAAGGAGACGCAGGCCAAGAUACAGGAGGUGGCGCACCGGCUGCGUGAGAGCAACAAGAGUCUGUGCCGCAACCUGAAGGAGAGCCCCAACAUGCAGGGCAACCUUGCCAAGCUCUCACAGGAGCGGGCGCGUGUCUACGAGUGGUACGAGGACUGCAGGAAAGAACUCGAUGAGUUCUUCUUCAAUAGACUGGCACUCAAGGUGCGUGAGAACAGCUUCGUUCUGUGUGUCCGGCAACGAGGGGGUCUGCCUCUGCAUAUUUAGGUCGAGACAGGGAGGAAGAACCAGGAGAUGCUCCAAGAGAAACGGCGACAGGCAAGGUGAGAUAAUAACAGCACUCGAGCUCGCUGGACAACUUACCACGGCUUGUGCUGGCUGCAGGGAGACAGCGCAAGCCGUGCGUAUCCUUGAGGUGAGCGAGACGGCAUAAUGGCCGCCUGGCUAUGACCUUUCUCCUCCAUUCUCUUCUCCACUCAGAAAGAGCUGCAGCGAGAGUAUCAAGAGCACGAGAAAGAGGUGAGACUUGCAUCCUGCAUCUCAGCCAAUCCACCGCAUGGCGUGUCUAUCUAUGAUGUGCAAUGCAGACCAAGACGGCCAACCAGGAGAUCGCUACGCUCAAAGAAGAGCUGCAGAGGCUAAAGGUGCUCAGGCGAGGCUAUGGAUGGGCGAGUGUGUGUGCAGUGUGCACGUCUUUCUUCAGAACCAGUCGGCCAUCACGCUGACAUUUGAAGAGAAGAAACUCCGCGCUAAGUAAGCCACUAGCGCUCGGACGUGCAGAGCAGUGCUGCUGUCGACGAUGUGCAUUUUUUCUGUCUGUUCUGGUUAGGGAGGCCGCAGUCCUGCGCAUAUUCGCCCGGGUGACAUACCACACGACACAGAGGCACCAGUUGUGCAUUGAUGUCUGUGGGUAUGUGUGUGUGUGUAUGUGUGGCACCAACUCUUAGGGCGAGAAGGACUUGGUCGACCUCUUCGGCGAACACAAGGAAGCCAGGGUGGGCUUGACGGCGGAUUGGGGAUGCGACAGCACACCCAUCUGUCUCCUUUGGCAUCAGGAGUUGGAGCUGAUAGGCCACGAAAAGGCCGUCGACUUCGUCCAGUGGUACACACAGAACGUCAUCGGUACGUCAGCCCGUCAGACAGUCGGGAGGGAUGGCAAGGGAUCAAUGAAUGAGACGUCCAUGGCCAUGCUUCCAUGGCAGAGGACAAGAUGCAGUGGGAUGAGGACUACAAGCGGGACGUCAAGCAGAAGGACGACGAACUCAACGAACUCAACGCAAACAGAGGCAUGUCUUAGUCACACACACACAGCCAACCCUGCCAAUUGCACCUAUGCAUUGCUGCAUGUGUCCAUUCACACAUCUUUCGCCCGCAGGGAAGCUUCUGUCGCUCCUGCAGAAGCUGCGCGACAGGUCAGGAGAAUGGAUGGAUGUGUCUCGCCCUUGUACGUUGAUCGGUUCAUUCAUCAGGUUUGAGAAGGAACAUGCCGAGCAGGAAGAACGCGACAAAGAAGCGAGAAACCAGGUCACGUCACGCGAACCACACGCCCAACAGACACAACCACCCUGAGUCAAUGAGCGUCGUGCCUCCCUCCCUGGCUUGUGUCUGUCAGGCUGUGGUGGAGAAGCUUCGGCGGUCUCAGCGUGAGCGUGAGGCGGCGGCCAUCGGCCUCAUUCAAGCCAUCGGCCGCCAGUACCUCGACAGACUCAGAGUCAGGAUGGCCGGCAAAAAGAAAAAGGGUGAGUGAAUGAAUGCAUCGAUGACACGUGCAGGAGGGAGGCAGGUCUCCAAACGUCCAUGUGCGUGUGUGUGUGUGGUCUGUCACUUGUCCUCGUCAUCUUUGUGUGUGUGUCAGGCAAGAAAGGGAAGGGGAAGAAGAAGAAGAAGAAGUGACCAAGCUGGCCGGACCUCGCUGCUCGUGUCUGGAAAGGGUUUCUUGCUCCAGUUUUCUUCGUGGGUGUGCCGGACUUGUGAGUCUACUAAUCGAACGCUUGCUUGAAUCGAAUCAGCACACUGA
Vitrella brassicaformis is the source of this 2399-nucleotide messenger RNA. Lineage: Eukaryota; Vitrellaceae. The record is from the annotation of a GenBank genome assembly.